This is a messenger RNA of Ipomoea triloba (trilobed morning glory), 1409 nucleotides long. RefSeq lists its product as uncharacterized. The transcript has 3 exons. Bases 418 to 996 code for a protein of 192 amino acids. The record is from RefSeq and is a predicted model, not a curated record. Lineage: Eukaryota; Viridiplantae; Streptophyta; Magnoliopsida; Solanales; Convolvulaceae.
AUAUUAAACCACUUCAGAACUUAAACUGUGAUUGCAUGAUGUAUCCUAACGUCAUUCGAGCUGAGGAUCGGAUUUACCUGUUGUCACUGCCUGAUUAUUUUGGUCAUAAUUUUGACAUGAUCGGACACGCCUUCCAUUUUCAAUACUUUGAUCCAAACAAGAAUUUGUUUAAAACCCUGCCACCCCCACCCGUCCUACGUGAUUAUAAAUUAAUGAACAUGGGUAGACUUGAUGCACGGUGUCAUUUUUUCCUUAGAGGUUAUAUAUAUGUGUUUAUUACAGACGCCAAGACUUGUUUUCAAACAUCUAAGUUCAACACCAUAAAUUCAGAUUCAGAAUGGGAGGAUUGCAAGUCCAUGGUGGACAAAUUUAAAGAGAAAAAUAUUCCUUUUCCCUUCUUACAUACAUGUUGGCGAUAUGGGGAUUUCGAAUGAAUUGGCUGAUAACACUUGGAUUCUAGUCGCCCUUAAUGGUGGUGCUCUGCCCAUUGCAUAUAAUGUUCACCUUAGUGACAAGGGUGAUAUUGAUCCUAUAUCUCAUAGGGUUCUGGCUGAACUUCAUACUUCGGAUGUUCAUAAGUAUGGCAGAAAAAAUGAUUGGAAACAAUUAGCUGAUAUGGGAGGUGGAAGGUUUUGUGUGAUGUGCUGUGCUUUAGAUGAAGAUUUUUUGAUAUACGGCUUCGAAAUUGAUUUUGAACUUGAAUGGACCAUUCAAAGUGAUAAAACUAAAGUGAGUUCGUCAUCUAUUAUUUUCAAAAUGGAAUUCGAUCAUAAUUACCCCAUCCCUUUGAAGAGUGAACUUACCGGUUUCUGUAUAGCCUCUGCUCCGCCUCCUCUUGCAUCUCCUAGCUCUGCUCCUCCUCCUCUUGUAUCUCCCGACAGUGAAGACCAAGACAAGAAUGAUAGGAAGAGUAAGAGAAAAUGGGGGAGUGGAUUGUUUGUAUAUUUACUUCCAACUAUGUCAGCUCUGCUCCUCCACCUCAUCUGGGGCCGCUGAGCUUGCAGUGAAGACUACUAUGGGUGGUGGAGGGCCUAUCUGACUGCCGGUCCCUUAGUUUUAUACUCUAUUUUCUUUUCCUCUAAUCUAUUUUCCACCUCUUCACCAAGUUGGAAAUUACAAAGCUGGUCUCAGGCAUGUUAUAUUUCGGCUACAUGUUGAUUGAGUCAUAUGCCUUGUUCGUUUAAACCGGGACAAUUGGCUUUUAUGCAUGCAUGCUUGCUUCUGGUUUGUUUGUAAGAUAUACUGUCUGUGAAGAUUGACUGAUGGCAACAAAGUACGUACUGAAUUACUAGUGAUGAAGUUGAUUGAUAAGCAUUUUCUUGUCUUAGGAUUUGUGAACUUGUGGAUUAAUAUAUGGAACAUGCAUGCUCUGAUCUUGGUUAUGAAUAUUUUAGAUUCCAUUUCUUUAA